AAAUGCUCUUCUUCUUCUUCUUCUUCUUCUUCUUCUUCUUCCUCUUCUUCUUCUCCACUGAGAUUUUCUGUCUGGGUUUUCACCAAUGAUGUUGGCUGUUGUUGAAAGUCAUAGGCAUUCUGUGAGUGACGUGUCGGUCUCGGAUGAGUCCACGUUUGAUUCUUGUGGGUCGGAUUGUUGCUCUUUGGAGGGUGUGGAUUUGGAGAGUGGGGUUUUGGAGCUGAAGCAGAAGCUGGUGGAGUUGAGUAAGGUUGAGAGGAUUUGCAGGAUAUGCCACUUGGGUUAUGAGGGUGGAGGGUUGGACUCUUCUGGGGUCCCAAUUGACUUGGGGUGCGCUUGCAAAGGUGACUUGGGUGCUGCUCAUAAGCAAUGUGCUGAGACUUGGUUCAAGAUCAAGGGUGAUACUAUCUGUGAGAUCUGUGGCGUCGUUGCAUUCAACAUACAUGGUGAGCAGACCAAUGAGGGAAAUGGAGCCACCGCUCCGACGUCCCCUUCACCGGCAGCAGCAUCUGUGAUCAUGGUGGAAACUCAAACCAUGUGGCAUGGCCGCCGCAUUAUGAAUUUCCUGCUUGCUUGCAUGAUCGUUGCUUUUGUAAUCUCAUGGCUGUUCCACUUCAAAGUACUAUAAUGAACACCACUAAAGAAAAGAAAGGCCUUUUCUGUAUAAGUUAUUGCUCUA
Fragaria vesca subsp. vesca is the source of this 679-nucleotide messenger RNA. RefSeq lists its product as uncharacterized. The transcript is spliced from 2 exons. Bases 86 to 628 code for a protein of 180 amino acids. Lineage: Eukaryota; Viridiplantae; Streptophyta; Magnoliopsida; Rosales; Rosaceae. Gene Ontology annotation, molecular function: zinc ion binding. The record is from RefSeq and is a predicted model, not a curated record.